AUGUAUCAUGCGGCUCUGGGGUCAGAUGCCAGGAAGCUCAGGCAGUCGGGGGGAGUGCGGAUCUCCACCAACAUCACCAGCUUCGUUGAUGGGGACAAAGUGGAGGUGAGUUGGUCUGGCGUGCAGCGGCCGACAAAUGCAGAUGCGGUGGCGCUGUUUUUCGCCGGGGACAAUCCGAAUGAGCGCUCACCGCUCAAAUUCAAAUGGGCGUUCGCCUCCUCCAAGAGCUACCUGCAGACUGGAGCCGGUUCCCACACGUUUCGGCUGCUGAACCAGCGGAAGGACGUGUCCUUUUUGCUGUUCUACAACGUCUCACUGACGACAAAAUUUGGCACGGGCAACUUGCUGGCGCGCUCGGCGCCGAUUGGGCUCAACAACCCCAAUGACCCCCAGCAUGUGCACCUGGCCCUGGGGGUCACCGAAGGGCCGGCGGUGCGGUGGGGCGGGGAGCCGGGCAGCCUCGGGCAGGAGAACAGGGGGAGUUUCAGCACGUACACGCGGCUGCAGAUGUGCGGCGCGCCAGCAAACUCCACCGGCUGGGUGGACCCGGGGUGGCUGAACUAUGCGGCGCUGACCGGGCUCCAGCCUGGCACGCGGUAUUACUACGCUGUCGGCGAUCCGGCGUGGGGUUUCAGCCGGGAGUUCAGUUUUGUGACGGCGCCGCGGGUGGGCCGGGACGCGUCGGUGCGGUUUUUGGCGGUGGCGGAUUUGGGACAUUCGGAAACGGACGGCAGCGCUGAGAUAGACCACGACCAGGCCAAGGACAUGCUCAACUACACCCCUGUUGACACUCUCCAAUAUGUAUUUGAGAUGUUCUACAAUUUCCUGGUGGACAGCGAGGCGCAGCAGGGGGCGUCAUUGUAUACGCUGCAGGGGUUGCUAAACAGUGCGGCCAAUGCCUCGCUGCUUCUGCUCAACGGCGACGUCAGCUAUGCCAGGCACGCCCCUGAAGACCGUGCCCCAACGGGCCAGCUGACGCAGUGGGAUGUCUUCAUGCAUCAGAUGGAGCCACUUGUCAGCCAGAUGCCCUGGAUGCUGACUGAAGGGAAUCACGAGAGGGACUGGCCCUACAGCGGGGACCGCUUCCUAAAUUUAGCUAGUGAUUCAGGCGGGGAGUGCGGCGUUCCGUUCUGGCAGCGUUUCUUCAUGCCGACGGGCCCUAUAAAAUGGGUGGACGCGCAGAGCCAGCGGCGCUCCCCCGAGUGGUUCUCCUUCAAGCACGGGCCAGUCCACUUCCUCCACAUCUCCACCGAGGUCGAUUUUGCGCCAGGCUCGCCCCAGUUCGAGUUCAUCCUGCAGGAUUUGGCGGCGGUAGACCGUGCGGUGACGCCAUGGGUGGUAGUCAACAUGCACCGCCCCAUCUACACCUCAUCGACUGCCGGUGUCGGCCCCACAUCGGUCAUCCGCGUGGCCGAAGACCUGCGCGCCGCCCUCGAGCCCAUCUUCAUGCUUUACCAGGUGGACUUGACACUGGCGGGGCAUGACCACAAGUAUGAGCGCACCUGCUCCGUCUACAAGAAGACCUGCCUGCAGGCGCGGAACGCCGGGUACAAGCUGAGCUGGGCGGCGAAUCCGCGGCCGCCACCAUAUUGGGCCACGGUGGCGCUCGACCACGGAUUCCUGCGCUGCGACGUCAACGCCACGCUGUUCUAUUGCGAGGAGGUGAGUUCGAUGACCGGCAAGCUGCUGGACUCAUUCUCGCUGUUCAAGCCGGCGGAGUGGGAGGCGGACUACGUUGUGCGCAACCUCUUUGAGCAGUACUUCAUCUCCAACUACUCCUCCUUCGACUUUCUCGAAGACACCGGCAUUCCGAGCGAGGGGUAUGCGACGGUGUACGAGCCGAUAUUCAAGGCCCUGGAGCGCGACACGCGGCUGCUGCAGCUCUACGUCCUCAACAACAACUCUGCCGCCCUCAAGAACUCAGUCAACGGGGCAGACACUGUCCAGGAUGCUUGGGGAGCGAUACAGCCGAUCUACAACAUAACGGUGGCGAUUGCGAAUCACCGCAACUCAUCUAUCUACACCCGUUUCUACGCCGGCAAAGCCGUGCUGCCGAUCUUUGACAACGUGCGUUCAGCCGCCGCUGCGUACCCGGCCCGUAACGGAGUGAUCGUGCAGAGAACGCCCCAGGAGAUGGGCGCCGGGCAUCGUGCGCCUGCUUUGGCCGACCCGUGACUCACCGCUUGAUUUUGAAUUCGAAUGCCCCGGUGCUUGAUUUUGAAAUCGAAUGCGCCGGUGGCAAGCCCGGCGCCAGGCCGGCUGGACCAUGCAUGAGCAGCAGGAUUUAUAUUCCAGGGGAUCCCGGGGGUUUGGGCUCGUGCUUUUGGGUUCUGGGUUGGAAUAUUGGUCCGAUCAGAAGUCCUGUCAACAUUGCCUGCGAACUUUAGUGGGCACCUCAAAAAUCCCCGGGGUUUCCUAUAGACAUAAAGAAGGGUUCUCUUGGCGACUCUGGAUCUCUAUUGAGGCCUUGUCAAAGCCUGUCUGGGUUGAAGAACAGUGGUCUGUACUGCUUGACAGACCUGUGAUUGUUGGUUUGGGAGGGGAAAAGUCAAGACAGAACACAAGAUACACCAGGCGAAUUGUCUGCCUCAAGCACUGCUUUGAAGUAUAGAGUCUGCAGAUGGGGAGUUUCUGCACUGUCAAAUGCAUGUUGUACUUUAACCAACAAAUGAAUUUAGUGGGUUGUGGACCGUACAUAAGUACAAAUGACUGUUCGGUGGGUUGACUUGUAUGUGUCGACUGUUCUGAUAUUUAGGUGUUCAUGACUGCUUGGCCCUCUGGAAUGUUUGAAUACCUUAGGCGGCUUGUAGGUAGCACCCGUGCAACACUUCUUUGACCUUGAUUACCCCUAGUAUUGCUGACAGUACUUAGCAGAUUUGUAUGUGACCAAGUGCUAGCAUGCUAUGUAUCACAUGAUGUCUACUGCUUGUCAAGCCUGUGCCGCACUCCGUGGUGUAAUUUCAAGUGAAAUAGCAA
Molecule: messenger RNA, 2976 nt
Organism: Coccomyxa subellipsoidea C-169
Lineage: Eukaryota; Viridiplantae; Chlorophyta; Trebouxiophyceae; Coccomyxaceae
Product: Metallo-dependent phosphatase
Exons: 16
Coding region: 1-2175 (724 amino acids)
Molecular function (GO): acid phosphatase activity; metal ion binding
Source: RefSeq, a predicted model, not a curated record